Messenger RNA from Olea europaea var. sylvestris, 1377 nucleotides. RefSeq lists its product as uncharacterized. The record is from RefSeq and is a predicted model, not a curated record. Lineage: Eukaryota; Viridiplantae; Streptophyta; Magnoliopsida; Lamiales; Oleaceae. Bases 1 to 1377 code for a protein of 458 amino acids. Gene Ontology annotation, molecular function: RNA-DNA hybrid ribonuclease activity; nucleic acid binding. The transcript is spliced from 3 exons.
AUGGAAGUAUAUGUUGACGAUAUGCUGGUCAAAAGCAUCAAGGCCAAGGACCACUGUCAACACCUCACUGAAAUGUUUGAUAUACUGAGGAAGUAUGGAAUGAAGUUGAACCUGAGGAAAUGUGCUUUCGGGGUCAGUUCUGGAAGAUUCCUAGGUUACAUUGUAAACAACCGAGGAAUCGAGGCGAACCCUGAAAAAAUACAAGCUAUCAUCCAAAUGAAGCCUCCAACCAAACCCAGAGAAGUACAAAGUUUAACCGGAAGGGUUGCGGCCCUCAGCAAGCAGGCCUUGAAGAUAUAUUUAUCUGUUUUAGAGCACGCCAUUAGUGUCGUUCUAACCCGAGAAGAAAAUGGUGUUCAACAUCCAGUUUCUUACGUAAGCAAAGUGCUUCAUGAAGCCGAGCUCAGAUAUUUGGCUGUAGAAAAACUGGCAUUCACCCUGCUAACGGCAGCGCGAAAACUGAGGCCAUAUUUCUUGGAACACCCCAUUGAGGUCCUGACCAACUCUCCAUUGAGGCAAACGCUACAAAGGCCCGACACCUCUGGACGGAUGGGCCAAGCACUCGCCGACUUUGUCUCUAAGUUCUGCAACGUCCCAAUUGAAGAACAACAAAAAGAAACCCCUUGGAAAUUUUAUGCCGACGGUUCAUCCACCGGAGAACAAUCUGGAGCCGGCGUCGCAUUAAUCAGCCCUGAUCAUCGCAUGUUCUAUGAAGCCUUGCCAUUUGACUUUAAAGCCUCAAAUAAUGAGGCUGAGUAUGAAGCUCUUAUUGCUGGAGUAAGGAUGGCCUCAAGACUAGGGAUAUCCGACCUAAUCCUACACAGCGACUCCCAACUAGUCAUGAAUCAGAUCAACGGUGUAUAUAUGGCGAAAGAAGACAGGAUGGACAACUACCUACGAGUUUUAAAAAAAGAACUUGAAAGGUUCAAAACCACCCAAGUCAAACGAAUUUCCCGAUCUCAGAACAAUCACGCCGAUGCAUUGGCCCGCCUAGCCACCCGUGAGGGAAUUGAGAAGUUCGAUAGCAUUCCCGUAGGAAGAAUAUCCCUACCGUCCAUCGAGCUGGAUAAAGUGGUCCUUAUGAUGAUAGACCCCAAACCAACUUGGCAAGACGAGAUCAUCGCUUACCUGAAAACAGGAAAAUACGCCGAAAACUCUGCAGAGGCUAGAAAGCUCCGAACAAGGUCAGUUAGGUACACUCUCAUUGAUAAUAUACUAUACAAAUGGGGAUAUUCCACGCCCUUGUUAAGAUGCUUGAACGAAGAGGAAGCCCAGCACGCCCUGCAAGACGUUCACGAAGAAUAUGUAGAAAUCAUUUCGGCGGACUCUCACUGGCCCACAAGAUCAUACGACAAGGAUACUUUUGGCCGGCAAUAA